Dendrobium catenatum is the source of this 1970-nucleotide messenger RNA. RefSeq names its product alpha-1,3-arabinosyltransferase XAT3. The record is from RefSeq and is a predicted model, not a curated record. The transcript is spliced from 3 exons. Gene Ontology annotation, molecular function: glycosyltransferase activity. Bases 208 to 1602 code for a protein of 464 amino acids. NCBI's taxonomy places the organism in Eukaryota, Viridiplantae, Streptophyta, Magnoliopsida, Asparagales, Orchidaceae.
CUACAAAAGUUUCACUACUCCAUUUAUUAUAAAAAGAAGCAGCUGCUUAGUUUCCUGACAAUUAAUUUAGAAUCAUCUUUAUAAAAUACUUAAGCUAUCCCAAAUAGAUCUUUUAAGCCCCUCAGCUAACAAGCUUUGCAGUACAUCUACUUCAUGCCUCUACAUAACGAGAAGUGGGAAACAAGCUGGCUGGUUUAGUUAUCAGAGAUGGCGAAAGGUUCAAGAAGGCUUGUGCUGGGAUUUCUCUUCUUGCCUCUUCUCUAUGCUCUUCUCCUUCGGCUCAACCUUUCCUCUUUUCAUGCAUGGAAGAAGCAAUUAUCCCAUUGGAGCAGCAUCAGCUUUGAGUCUAGCUAUACUGACUUCCAGCAGUCAACAGCGUUUAUGAAGUUGCAGCUUCAGACAUUAGUGCGAGAAAGCGGCAGGCACGAACUGAAACAGAACGGGCUCACCUGCAUCUCCGAUCACCACUCCGACAUUUGCAUCACAGAAAACUCCGUCAGAAUAACCGCAGCUUCAACCGGUAUUACCGUUCACUUGACUGCCGGCCAAACCCUCCCUCCAUCCGCUCCCAGCCGCUUCAUCCUCCACCCCUACCCUCGCAAAAACGACCCCGACGCCAUCUCCCGAACCACCCCCGUCACCCUGCUCCCCACCCCCAGCACUCCCCCUCCCUGUUCCUUCCACUACUCCUCCCCUGCCCUUCUCUUCUCCGCCGGCGGCUUCGCGGGAAACUUCUUCCACGACAUAAACGACGUUAUCAUUCCCCUUUUCCUCACGUCCUCGCCUCUCCGCCCGGAUCUCCACCUCGUCAUCACUGAUCUCCAAUCCUACUGGUCUCUAAAAUACCAUCGCAUCCUCCGCCUCGUCUCCGCCUUCGACCCCAUCAUCAUCCAAUCUCCUUCCCGUUCCCCGUCCAAAGUCCUCUGCUUCCCCGCCGCCAUCAUCGGGCUCAAAUACCACGGCACUCUCCUCUGUAACACAACCGAACCACCCGGCGCUGUCUCAACCUCCGAUUUCCGUCGCUUCCUCCACGACUCCCUGAUCUCUGUUCCUCACCUCCCCGGCCUCGCCAAACCAGAUCAGCCCGUUCUGGUCCUCAUCUCGCGGAACAAGUCGCGUAUGUUGAUGAACGAGGAAGGGGUGAUUAGGAUAGCAAAAAAGGCGGGGUUUAAUGUGGUGGUGGCGAAACCAGAGAUGAUGAAGAGAGUAGAGCAGUUUGCUGGCUUCGUUAAUCGCUGCAAGGUUUUGAUGGGAGUGCACGGGGCGGGGCUGACGAAUAUGGUGUUCUUGCCGCCGGAGGGUAUCGUUCUGCAAAUAGUUCCGUGGGGGUUGGAAUGGGCGGCAAAAGAGUACUUCGAGCGGCCGGCUAGGCGGCUAGGGUUAAGGUACGUGGAGUACCAUAUCCAGGUGGAGGAGAGCAGUUUGUAUGACAAGUAUCCGAAGCAUCAUCCGGUGAUUUCAGAUCCAUGGUCUGUCAAUCGAAAGGGUUAUAAUGUGAGUCGGCCGGUUUUUACUGAUGGGCAGAAUUUGAGGAUUGAUCUGGAGAGGUUCAGGAAGACGGUCCUUCAGGCUCGAAGGCUCAUCUUACCGGAUAACUCCUAAAGUCGGAUUGAAGAUGCUCCUAAUUAAUAAAAAAUAAAUUAUCCCAAGAUAUUUUUAUUUUAUUAUUAUUAUUAUAAUUGAAUAUAUACUGGGAUUCGUAUAAUUUUCAAAUAUUAUACAUAGUAUUAAUCUCAGUAAAAAUUUUAUGGAAUGUUAAGCUUGUCUUGUGAUAUUUUUCAUUAAUUUAUUGGUGCAUAGUUGCCCGCAUCUUUCCUGUCACACGCAAAAAUAGGUAUUUGUCAAGAAGUGUAUAAUAUUUGAUGUGAUAAAAUUUUAUGUUCGAAUGUUCUUAAUCAUAUGCAGCCCGUUUUCGGCUGAUGUUUGUAAGUCAUAGGUUUUCAAUAAAAAUUGCUUGGAGGUCUUCCAUA